AUGGCUAUUCCUUGCGUCAAAAGAAACAUACUUUUACUUCUUCUUCCUCUUCUCGUUCUUUUAUCAAUCACUCCUUUGUCUUCAUCUUUGUCUCCAAGUGACAAAGUCACAAACAUAUUACUUCACCAACUCUGCUCAACACCACCAAUCUUCAGGGACUUCUGCAUCUCUUGGCUUUCCUCUGACCCAAGAACGUUCACCCUCGACGUGAACGGUCUUCUCAGUUCGAUCAUCCAAAAGACACAAACAGUUGGCAAUAAUAACUUAGCCGCGAUGCAACACUCAUCAAGAUCCACUCCUGAUCCAACGCUAAGGAUGCCAUAUCGGUAUUGCGUUACGGAUUAUGAAUCAGCCGUUAAUUCGAUCGAUACAGCUACAACUAAGGACUAUAGAUCAACAUCUAUAGCAGCUGCGAAAGCCUUUGUUAGUAUAAGUGUGUGUGAAGCUAACCUUAAUGGACGUGAGAAUGUUCCUUCUGAUGUUAUACAACGCAAUGUUGUUUUUAAGAGAAUGUGUAACAUUGUUAGAGUUUUCUCUGAUCUUUUGACAUCUUGA
This is a messenger RNA of Capsella rubella, 555 nucleotides long. Its product is annotated as pectinesterase inhibitor 1. The record is from RefSeq and is a predicted model, not a curated record. Bases 1 to 555 code for a protein of 184 amino acids. Gene Ontology annotation, molecular function: pectinesterase inhibitor activity. NCBI's taxonomy places the organism in Eukaryota, Viridiplantae, Streptophyta, Magnoliopsida, Brassicales, Brassicaceae. Gene Ontology annotation, biological process: negative regulation of catalytic activity. The transcript has a single exon.